Ceutorhynchus assimilis (cabbage seed weevil) is the source of this 1231-nucleotide messenger RNA. The record is from the annotation of a GenBank genome assembly. NCBI's taxonomy places the organism in Eukaryota, Metazoa, Arthropoda, Insecta, Coleoptera, Curculionidae.
AUGAUGAAUAACGUGACAAGUUUGUACUGUGAUUUAAACAGUUUUUCGAAAAAAUAUGAAGAUAUUCAUGGACCGUUGAGUUUUGUAGUUUGCGUUUUUGGCUCGAUAGCCAAUGUUUUAAAUAUUUGUGUCCUUACCACUAAAGACAUGCGUUGGCCCACAAACUUAAUCCUAACCGGACUUGCUAUUGCAGAUUUAUUGGUGAUGUUAGAAUACAUACCUUUUACUAUUCAUAGAUACAUAAAUGUUGAAGUGACCUACUUAAUAUGCCCUCUAAUUUGUACACCGUUAUUUAUAUCACUGAAAAUAGUCACCUAUAAUCAAACUUGCGACAAAUUUGGUAGGAUUCUUGAUAAAAAAGAUUUGCUGAAUUAUACGGAAGUUAGUACAAAGAGACAAAUUUAUAUCAUAGACUAUGUCAGUGAGGACUACAAAUAUAUGAGCUUCUGGAUAUACGGUGUCGUAAUAAAACUCGUUCCUUGUAUUCUAUUGACGCACUUAUCCAGAAAAUUAAUAGUGGUCUUGUUGGAGACGAAAAGGCGGCGAAAAACUUUAUUGAGUUCAAGUAUUCCGAUGGAGGAGUCAUACGAUGUCCGACCUUUCCUGCAAAAGAAAUUUGAAAAGUAUCGACAGGCAGAUAGAACUUCAGGCAUGCUGGUCGCCAUCCUACUCCUAUUUCUUAUAACUGAAUUUCCACAAGCUAUUAUGGGACUUUUGAUGGCUACAAAGGGGCAACAAUUUGAGAAAGAAUGUUACAGACCUUUGGGUGAUAUUAUGGACAUAUUGGCUCUAACCAACUCAGGGAUCAACUUCAUUUUGUACUGCACCAUGUCCAGGCAAUUUAGAAUCACUUUCAAGGAGAUAUUUUUGAUACCUAUAAUAAACCAGUUCGCUCCUGAUUCUCAUUAUUGUACCAUUGAUAAAAGCGGAGAGAAGACUCAGAUAUCAGCAGUGUAGAUAAAAGAGAUUAAAUUAUAAGCAUAACGGUUGUGAUUUAGGAUACGAAUUUUUUAAAGGUAAGAAAACUCACUGCAACUUUUUAGAAGGUACCUACCUAUAAUAAAUUUCUAAUUCGUACUUAAACAUUUUCAAUUAGGUUUUAGUAUGUCAUAUAGUAACAAGGCAAUUUCAAGAAACUUUAAGGAUGCACUCACAACCGAAACAACCCUAAAAUCCGUAAUACCUCAUUUUUACUCGGGAAUAUAAUUGAAUUAAAUGCCGAUAAAAUGGC